Messenger RNA from Asparagus officinalis (garden asparagus), 1083 nucleotides. Its product is annotated as inorganic pyrophosphatase 1-like. The transcript is spliced from 4 exons. The record is from RefSeq and is a predicted model, not a curated record. Bases 50 to 859 code for a protein of 269 amino acids. NCBI's taxonomy places the organism in Eukaryota, Viridiplantae, Streptophyta, Magnoliopsida, Asparagales, Asparagaceae. Gene Ontology annotation, molecular function: phosphatase activity.
UCAAAACAAAGCCUCACCCAAAAAAAAACAACUCGAUUUUUGAUCAGAAAUGGCCUCAACAAUAAUCAUCUUCGAUUUCGAUAAAACAAUCAUCGAUGUAGACAGCGACAACUGGGUGAUGGAAAAUCUCGGAGCAACCCAGCUCUUCAAUGAGCUUCGCCCAACGAUGCCCUGGAAUCCUCUCAUGGACAGGAUAAUGGGUGAGCUGCAUUCACAGGGGAGGACUAUUGAUGAGAUUGUAGAAUGCUUGAAGAGGAUUCCUUUGGAUCCUCAUAUAAUUUCAGCCAUUAAAUCUGCUCAUUCUCUUGGGUGUGAUAUGAGGGUGGUAAGUGAUGCCAAUUUGUUCUACAUAGAGACUGUUCUCAAGCACCAUGGGAUCUUUGGGUGUUUUACUGAGAUUAAUACAAAUCCUAGCUAUGUUGAUGAAGCUGGGAGGCUGAGGAUUUUCCCUUACCAUGAUUUCACCAAAUCUCCACAUGGUUGUAAUCUCUGCCCUCCAAAUAUGUGCAAGGGCAGGGUCAUAGAAAGAAUCCAAGCAUCGACAAAUUCAAAAGAAAAGAAGAGAUUCAUUUACCUCGGUGAUGGCAGAGGAGACUACUGCCCAACUCUGAAACUAAAUGAAGGAGACUAUGUGAUGCCAAGGAAAAACUACCCAGUUUGGGAUCUCAUCACCAGCAACAUCGGCCUCAUCAAAGCUGAGAUCCAUGAAUGGAGCAACGGCGAAGAGCUUGAGAAAACGCUAAUGCAGCUCGUCAAAAGCUCGACAUCAGCACAAUUGUUAUCGGUGGAUUGCAAGUCUCAGGCAAAACAAUUGAAGACUCAUGAAGGUCUCGCUAAGGCUCUGCAUGUUCAACAGUAGAUGAAUGCGAUGUGCUUCAUCUUCUUAUAUUGCAGGCUGUUAGAUUUGUCGAAUGCUGCUGAUUUAUAAUUGGAAGUUGACAGUUUACACAGAUGUAUGCGGAUUGAAUGAGUAUAAUGGAGUUCAAACUCCAAAAAAAAAAAUUCAGGAUAUCUCUAAAAGUUCAUUGCAUGUAUAUAACUUGUGCGUGUAUAAUUGGCGGGGAUUCUAAAAGGUUUUCAGGA